Panicum hallii is the source of this 1941-nucleotide messenger RNA. RefSeq lists its product as uncharacterized. The record is from RefSeq and is a predicted model, not a curated record. Bases 1010 to 1855 code for a protein of 281 amino acids. Lineage: Eukaryota; Viridiplantae; Streptophyta; Magnoliopsida; Poales; Poaceae. The transcript is spliced from 6 exons.
UUGGUUCAAGAGCGAAGUGGAACGGAGCCAUUCCAUUCACGUUUUGGGGGUGUUUGGUUCGCGAAUCAGGGGAACGGAGCCAUCCCACCUAGGGAAUAUUCCCCUCAGAUUCGGGAUGGGGAGGCUCCAAUUUUUCUGGCGGACGGAGCCGCUCGCGAGCCACGCGCUCCCCACCCCCGCUCUCGUUCGAACGGAUCAGGAGCCCGUGAACUUUCCGGCAGCACGAAAUUUUACAACAAAGUGCACUGCAGCUCAAGAUGGAUGAGGAGGAUCAGAUUCUUAUGUAUGCCGCUGUUGCUUAUAUGUGGCUUUCGAUGAUGGCAAUGAUAAUUAAAACUAGGAAGAGAAAACGUCAUAAUCAUGCUCCCGUAGGACAAAUUAGCUAUGGUCCAAUUGAUGAAAGAGAUAAGAAAAGAUUAGAUUAUCUCAAUGAUAAAAUUUGGAAGAAUGAUACGACGUGUGUCAAUAUGCUUAGGCUUAACAGAGCAUCAUUCUUCCGCUUUUGUAAACUCUUUAGAGAUCGUGGGCUAUUAGAAGACACUAUACACAUGUGUAUUGAGCAGCAAUUAGCGAUGUUUUUGCACACCAUUGGACACAAUCAACGGAAUAGGGUAGUUGCUACUAAUUUUGGUAGGUCUGGAGAAACCGUUAGCCGGUACUUCAACAAAGUUCUUCAUGCUAUUGGUGAGCUACGCAAUGACUACAUUAAGCCACCAACAACGGCAACUCCAUCUAAAAUCCAAGGGAAUGCGCGAUGGGAUCCUUACUUUAAGGAUUGUAUUGGGGCUAUUGAUGGCACACAUAUUCGAGCGUCGGUUCCUAAGGAAAUGGAGGCUGCAUUUCGUGGUAGGAAGAGUCACACCACACAAAAUGUAAUGGCAGCCGUAGACUUUGAUCUACGGUUCACAUUUGUCAUAGCUGGCUGGGAGGGGACAGCCCAUGACGCCGCAAUUUUAAGAGAUGCUUUACAGCGUCCAAAUGGUCUUCGUGUUCCAGAAGGGUUGAUCCAAUGGAGGGAGAGGUCAAGGGUGGCACUGUUUGGACAGCAAGUCAAUCCAGUUUUGUUCAAACUUUUCUUGCUAACCUUGUUGUUGAUGGAACCAAAACCUCUACGGGUUAUAAGAAAGUUCAUCUCAACGCUUGUGCUAAGGCGUUGAAUGAGCAUUUCAAGAUUAAUAGAAGCGGUGAACAGAUUGCCAAUCAUUUGAAAACAUUGAAGAAAAAGUAUGCUAGGAUCAACAUACUUAAGAACAAGAGUGCUUCUUGUUGGGAUGAUGAAAAUUUUAUCAUUCGUUGGGAUCAUGAGAUGUAUACUAGUCAUUUCAAGGAUGAAGAGGGAAAGGAUAGAAACAAGGGUGAUGACGAGUACAUAAACAAGCCGCUCCCGUACUAUGCCAAUCUAGCUACCAUAUUUGGUGACAGUGUUGCAACGGGACAAUUUGCAAAGAUGUCAAGUGAACCUCUUGGGGUAGAUGCUGAUGAGGAAGCAAACAAAGAGGAGAUGAAUGUUGGGACAACCUCUAAUGGUACUCUUGCCCAAGAAGACACAGCGGCUUCAGGAAAUAGGCCAUCCAAGAGAACCAAAAGGGAUGACAAUGGAGCUGAUCCUUUGAUUGAAGCCCUUGAUCGUGGUACUGAAACCAUAGCUAAUGCCAUACGUGAUGCAGCAUCAAAGAAAGCUUUGCCACCGGGUUUGUUUGAAGCUGUGGAUAGCCUUCCUGGUUUUGAGCUUGAGCACAAGGCGGAGUACUACUCUUAUUUGUUGAACAAUCCUAAUAUUGCACAUGGCUUCAUGGAUGCGCCGCUGUUGUACAAGCUCUCUAUGGUUACCAAGUUUGUUAAUUCUAAUAUGUAGGCUUGCUAGUUAGCAAUCGCACUUGGCUUUUGGUUGUAUCCAUGAACAAGGCACUAUGGAUUAUUCUCUAUGCUUGUUUUAUGUGA